UCUGUCUAUGGGCGCAUCCUCGUUUGGGUCAAGAGUCGCUGCUGCAGGCUGAGCACGUCCACCUCGCCGGUUCUGAAGGAGUGGGUGGGAUAGUGUUUUGACUCGGGCGAAAAGAAGAAAUGGAGGGCAGUUUGACCGCAACCGGCGACGCGAAGCUGGACGAGGCAGUCCGGCAGUGGCUGGAGUACGACAGGAACCCCAAAACAACAUCAGUGGUUCAGGAUCUGGUGAAGGAGGGAGCCGUGGAGACUCUGAGGAAAUGUUUCUCCUCCAGGAUGGAGUUUGGUACUGCUGGACUGAGAGCAGCCAUGGGCCCCGGCGUAUCCUGUAUGAAUGACCUCACUAUCAUCCAGACCACGCAGGGUUUCUGUUGCUACCUGGAGCAGAGUAUUGGGAACCUUAAAGAGCGAGGUGUGGUGAUUGGGUACGACGCUCGGGCCCACCCUCCCAGCGGGGGCAGCAGCAAAAGAUUUGCCAGCCUGGCUGCAGCCGUAUUCAUCAGUCGAGGAGUGCCGGUUCACCUCUUCUCUGACAUCACCCCGACACCCUUUGUGCCUUUCACAGUUUCUCAUCUGGGUCUGUGUGCUGGUAUCAUGGUAACUGCUUCACACAACCCCAAACAAGACAACGGCUACAAGGUGUACUGGGAAAAUGGUGCCCAGAUUGUGUCUCCUCAUGACGUAGGAAUCUCUAAAGCCAUUGAGGAGAACCUGAAGCCUUGGCCAGAGUCCUGGAACACAGAGGGGAUCCUGAAGAGCCCCUUGCUGAAAGACCCCUACCAGGACAUUUUCACACAGUACUUUAAGGCCAUUCUGAAACACUGUCACCACAGGGAAUUAAACAAGUCAUCAGAGGUGAAAAUCGUGCACACAUCUGUGCACGGCGUGGGUCACACGUUUGUCCAGUCAGCUUUCAAGGCCUUUGAUCUUCACCCCCCGUAUGCUGUGAAGGAACAAAAAGAUCCAGAUCCUGAAUUUCCCACAGUGAAAUACCCCAACCCUGAGGAAGGAAAGGGAGUCUUGACGCUGUCAUUUGCCCUUGCAGAGAAGGAGGGAGCUUCUGUAGUGUUAGCAAAUGAUCCUGACGCUGAUCGGCUGGCUGUAGCUGAGAGGCGGGAGAGCGGACAGUGGCGAGUCUUCACUGGUAACGAGCUGGGAGCGCUGCUCGGCUGGUGGAUGUUCCACUGCUGGAAGGAGCAGAACUCCGAAGUUACCGCCGUGAAAAACGUCUACAUGCUGUCGAGCACCGUGUCAUCUAAAAUACUGCGGGCCAUCGCUCUGAAGGAGGGCUUCCACUUCGAGGAAACCCUGACAGGAUUCAAGUGGAUGGGGAACCGAGCCAAAGACCUUUUGGACCAGGGCAAGCUCGUUCUGUUUGCUUUUGAAGAGGCUAUAGGGUACAUGUGCUGUAACUCGGUUCUGGACAAGGAUGGAGUGAGCGCAGCAGCCAUCGCAGGAGAGAUGGUUUCUUAUCUGGCUGCAAAAAACAGGAGUUUGUCUCAGCAGCUCACCACCAUCUUUAAAGAGUACGGCUACCACAUCAGCAAGAACUCCUACUUCAUCUGCCACGAUCAGGACGUGAUCCACAGCUUGUUUGAGCGUCUGCGCAACUUCAGCGGCAAGAACGACUCGUACCCCACCGAGUGCGGUCGCUUCUCCAUCUCCGCCGUUCGAGACCUGACCACCGGCUACGACAGCAACCAGCCCGACAAGAAGGCUGUUCUUCCCACCUCCAGUUCCAGUCAGAUGAUCACGUUCAGCUUCUCCAACGGAGGUGUGGCCACCAUCAGGACCAGUGGAACCGAGCCAAAAAUCAAAUACUACACUGAGCUCUGUGCUGCUCCUGGUAACAGUGAUGUGACGCACCUGAACAAGGAGCUGGAUGACUUGGUUGACGCCAUCGUAGAAAACUUCUUUGAGCCUGAGAAGAACAAGUUGCAGCCCAAGCCCGAGUAGAGCUGCAGAAGACUAAAAUAACAAGAAAAACAUUUUAGGCCAGCAUUUCACCAAAUGUCUUAUUUAUUCCAGUAGACGUUCCUGGGUUAAUCUUAGAUUUUUACCUGUAGAGACAUUUUACAGGAUAUUUGGACCAGUAAAGAUCUCAACCUUUGUUUUUUUUUUGUUUUUUAAAUAAUUUACCUUUCUGACAACAUUUAACCUCAACUUUGCAUUUGUGCAGCCAUAAUCUGAAUUUUGGAGCUUGAAAUUAAGGAUGUGCAUUCUUUUUAAUGGUUAUAUUUUUAUGGCCACUGCCAUGAAACCCUGUUUUGAUUUUCAUGAGCGUUCGCUAAAUUUCUCAUGAACCACUGGACAGAUUAUAGAUAAACUCAGAAAGUAAUGAUUAGAUGUUCAUCUACAACUGAUGAUCUUUUGAAGGGGACUUGGUUUAAAAUGGCCACUACAGCUACGCAACCUUAGCCAACAAAAAUAGUAAGUCAAAUCAAUUUUACACAUAUUAAGCACAAAUGUAAUGUUUUAGUAGCUGGGACGUACUCUGAGCAUUGCAUGAAAAUUUCAGCAUGCUAUGCACAUCCAAGGAGUUUUGUUUUAUAGUACAUCAUUCCAAAACAUUGACCACAUGGAUAAGUUAUUCUUCUCACAGGACAUUCCUGUUUCCACACGAUGUCAUGAUCCAAUCAGGCUGCUGUAUAUCCCCUGCACAUGACGAUAAUCUAAAAAACACUGUUUUUACACUUCGACUGCACUGCUGCUGAUGGAAAUGGUUAGAGGAAUGUUCAUUUUACUGUGUUCUCUUGUGUAAACUACUUUUACUGUGUGCCGUCUCACUAAAGGAGGUGGCUGUGAGGGCAGUUUUAAAGCUUUAAAUAAUACAGAUGAGGGGAAAACACUUAAUUGUAAACGUGUAAAACAUCUGCACCUCCAUGCUUGGAGCGCCACCAGGUGGAGCCAGUGUGCAUUGAUUUUACAGCCCAGAGCUCUGAAUGUGUCUGCUGCUCUAUGAGCGUUGUGAAUGGGAGUGAAGUACUGUGCAUGUGAGCAUUUUUGACCCAAUAAAAGAAACUGGUCGUGCGGUAAA
Molecule: messenger RNA, 3036 nt
Organism: Nematolebias whitei (Rio pearlfish)
Lineage: Eukaryota; Metazoa; Chordata; Actinopteri; Cyprinodontiformes; Rivulidae
Gene: pgm2
Product: phosphoglucomutase 2
Exons: 13
Coding region: 120-1955 (611 amino acids)
Biological process (GO): purine ribonucleoside salvage; carbohydrate metabolic process
Molecular function (GO): phosphopentomutase activity; magnesium ion binding
Source: RefSeq, a predicted model, not a curated record